Leptopilina heterotoma is the source of this 2873-nucleotide messenger RNA. RefSeq lists its product as uncharacterized. Bases 1 to 2736 code for a protein of 911 amino acids. Lineage: Eukaryota; Metazoa; Arthropoda; Insecta; Hymenoptera; Figitidae. The record is from RefSeq and is a predicted model, not a curated record. The transcript has 3 exons.
AUGAUUUUUUACGUAUGUAAACAUGCAUUUUUCGAUUUCAAUGCUAUAUCAGUGCAAGUGUUGAAAGAAAGUAUAUUCAUGAAAAAACCAAAAAUGCAUUCUCAAAGUACAUUUUCGAUAACGCUUACUUUGAUUUUUUUAUUGAUGGCUGGACAAAUUUCAAUUCAUGGAGAAAGAAAUGUAAAAGAAACGAAUGUCAAACCUCUCACGUUUGAAGAUAAUAUCUGUUCCCUUUAUGAUAACUCUAAAGUUAUUGAUUCUGUGCUUUUUAGAAAAAAUUACAAACCGUUGGUAAUAAUUAUAGCAGAUAAGAUAAGUGAUGGUAUAAACAGAGUUACAAAUUUCAGUGAGAGAAAAAGAAUAUUAAAUGAUAAUAGAAUCAAGCACAACCCUUAUUACAGUCAGUUACAUAAAGCAUUGAAAAAUAUCCAUCUAUACCAAGCCAACGAUACCUAUUAUUUCGUUUAUCCAGUAAACAUUCAAUACCAUUUUUUGACCGUAUAUUCUCAAAGAAAACUAUUAAGUGACAAUUCAGGAAUUACCUUCGAUUUUGUUAAUGUAAAAAAACAGUUUCCAUUCUUUGAAGAUAUUUUAAUUCCAUUGGAACCAAGCUGCACCAAUUGCACUCUUGCAAGAUAUAUAGGCGAAAAGCUACAAAAAGGUGAAAGCUUCUCGGAAUUAUUCGAGUUACGUAAACAAUUAUUCAGAGAAAAAGAAACAAAAAACUUAUCUUUUCAAGCAUUAAAUAAUUUUGACAACAUUUGUACUUGGAUGGGAUUCAACGUUAAUUCUCAAAGUGCGAGUUCUUUAAUGCGUUUUAACUCAUUACUAAACCAAAUUAAAAGCAAUAGCAAGAGAUUAGAAAAAAAUAAAAAAAGAAGAACUGUUAAAAGAAACUUAAUUUGCUUUCAAUCAAGACAUCUGGAAGUGACAGAACUUUUAGGAUAUGGUAGCGAUUUAAAAGAUGUUAUGGUUAUGAUUGAUUAUUUGAAUUGGAUAAAUAACACUGUAUCUUCAUUGAAAAAAAAUGAUAUUUCAUUUGUCGAUUUUUGUGAAAAUGAACACAAAAUAGACAUAUUUAAAUUAUUUUGUUUUGUGAAUGGAAUAUCAGGUAUUAUGCCUUACAAAAUAACAGAGUGGAUACAAGUCCUAAAAAAACGUGUUGCAGAAUCAUUGAUAAGCAAACUACAUUGGUUUAACAGCGUAAUAUUUUUGUAUAAUAACGAAUAUUCCUUAAGAAACGAUUACAUUUUUUCCUCACUUGAUGAUCUUAAACGGAAAAUGCUACAUUUAGGAGACAAUUGCAGAAAUGUAAUGAAUAUUAUCUAUAAUAUUGUUAAGCAUUCUUUGAGUGUAAACAAUAAUAACAACUACAUACCUAUGGACAGUACAAUCUGUACUAUUUACGAACAUUGGAAAACAAUCGAUGAUCUACUUUUUGAUGUGAAAUUUAAGAGAUUAGUGAUAAUCGUCGUAGAUGACAUGAAACAAGGGAUUACAACUGUUAACAAAAUAACAACUAGUAGAGUAGUACCAAAAGUAAGGCGAGAAGAUCUUCAUUAUUCCGAACAGUUCCUGUACGAUGUGAUUAUGAAAAAUAUUUAUUUGGUUCAAUCCAAUGAUACUCAUUAUUACGUCUACCCAACCACUAUCAACAGACAAGAAAACCCAUUAAUUGGCUAUUUCGAAUACAAAAUGAUUAAAGAUUAUUCAAAUGUUUUUUUUUAUUUUGUAAACUCUACGAAUUAUUUUUUUCUUAAUGAAUCAAGUUGUUUUGAUGACUAUGAUUCGUUAAUUCAUGCGCUACUCGAUUAUCGUGACAUUUCCUCAGGAAACAUACAGACGCGCUUUAUAAAUCCCGCAUAUUUAAUUAAAGUUCAUCAAGAUUUUUUUAACCGCUUUCCAAAAUAUUUUUCUACAUAUACUUCCGUUAACAAUGAUUUGACACAAUCUGUGAAUAAUUACGAUCAACAUUCUAGAAGCAAUUGUAACAUUACAUAUUUUCAGGAAUUUCGUAACUUUUUGAAACAACAAUAUAUUUCUUUUGGCAUAAAAUAUAUAUUUAAAAGUUCGAAGUGCUCAUCGUCGUUGAAAUUAAAUAAAAGAACCGAUAUUGAUUUUCAAAUGACUGAAUAUAGCGAUGUUCUUAAAUUUUCCAAUUUAGUAAAAUCUACUUAUGAAAACAUAAAAUUAACAAAUGACACAAACAAUAAUUAUUUGAAAAUUCUUUGUAAUAAAAAAGAAAUUUUUAAAUUUCUUAAAUUCGUUUGCUUUUUAAAAUUUAAUUACAUUGACGACAUGCUCGAAGUUAUUGAUCAAGAAUCUGAUUACGUUCGCAAUGUAACUAGAAUUAUUGAUAUGGAUAAAAAAUUAAGUAUUACGACAUAUUUGACAGAUACGAUGGAUUGGAUAGAUAAUUUAUCCUUGAUGAAUUUAAUAAGUUAUAAUAAUAUUCGAGUAUUUAAAAAUUUAAAAGAUCUUUACUCAAAAAUACCGAAAAUUACCUUCAAUGGUACUGAUUUGUCUAACAAAAUCUUUUCGAUUGUUAAAAGCAAUACAAUUUUUUUGCAAUGCAAAAAAUUAGGAUUUGUUGAUACUGAAGAAAUGAGGGUAAAUGUUGAGUAUGCGUCAACAGAAAAUCCUUUAAUUUUAAGUGAAAAUAAAACUCCUCCUAAAUUUCAUGAAACGGUUCGUAAUAAAGCGCAAAGAAAAAAAUUGUGUCUUGUACCCACUUAACAUAAUUUGUAAAUUUGUUUGUAAAUUUUGUAAAUUUGUAAAUUUGUAAAUUUGUAAAGUUACAAGUAGCAAAACGUCACUCCACAAAAUGUAAUGUAAUAAUAAAAUGAAUGAUAAAUAAUAAACAUAAUGUUGCG